AUGAUGCUGAGCUGCAGCCGUUCCUGUGCUUGUAGCCAUGGCAGCAAUGCUGAGGAGAGCAAGUGGUACGGAGUCCGCUCCUAUCUGCACCUCUUCUAUGAAGAUUGUGCAGGAACUGCUCUCAGCGACGACCCUGAAGGACCCCCAGUCCUGUGUCCCCGCCAACCCUGGCCCUCACUGUGCUGGAAGAUCAGCCUGUCCUCAGGGACUCUACUCCUGCUGCUGGGUAUAGCAGCCCUGACCACGGGCUAUGCUGUGCCCCCCAAGAUGGAGACGGUCAGCGAUGGCAGGUUUCCCACGCUGGAUGUGCGGGCAGCCGACUACAACCGGGCCCUGAGCUUGUGCCGUCUGGCAGGCACGGCACUCUGCGGGGCAGCCGGAAUCCUGCUGGCCGCCUGCCUCUUCUGGGCCAUGACCGGCUGGAUGAGCCAGGACCCCAAGGCUGAGCCCUUGGACACCGAAGCCGACAGCCACGUGGAAGUCUUCAGGGAUGAGCCCGAGCAGCUGUCCCCCAUCUUCCGUGAUGCCAGCGGUCAGUCUUGGUUCUCCACACCUGCCAGCCCCUUUGGGCCAUCUUCUGUCCAGACCAUUCAGCCCAAGCGGGACUCUUGA
Messenger RNA from Dipodomys ordii (Ord's kangaroo rat), 612 nucleotides. RefSeq names its product neurensin 2 (gene Nrsn2). The record is from RefSeq and is a predicted model, not a curated record. Gene Ontology annotation, biological process: nervous system development. The transcript is spliced from 2 exons. Bases 1 to 612 code for a protein of 203 amino acids. Lineage: Eukaryota; Metazoa; Chordata; Mammalia; Rodentia; Heteromyidae. Gene Ontology annotation, cellular component: neuron projection; neuronal cell body; transport vesicle.